This is a messenger RNA of Armigeres subalbatus, 3835 nucleotides long. Its product is annotated as symplekin-like. NCBI's taxonomy places the organism in Eukaryota, Metazoa, Arthropoda, Insecta, Diptera, Culicidae. Gene Ontology annotation, cellular component: mRNA cleavage and polyadenylation specificity factor complex. The record is from RefSeq and is a predicted model, not a curated record. The coding region runs from base 226 to 3744 and encodes 1172 amino acids. The transcript has 5 exons.
UCAAAAAUUCUGCAGUGUCGGCUUGGUAUUACGAGUUUUACAUUUUUUUUGGAAAUUUUGUUCGAAAAUUCUCAAUAUAACUCUUAAAAUGAAACUUAGGCCAUAAAAUAUAUUUGGUGGACACUACCAGACCGUGCAGUUUCUAUUUCAAACAAGUUAUUGGUCGGAGAUUUCCUUGAAAACAUUUAUUACCGCGCGGGGAAAUUUCAAAGCCAACAGUUGAAAAUGGAUUUUUUCCGUAGCUCUAGUUUCAACCAAGAAACGGCUUCGCUUUUCAUGGACGAAAAGAUUGCAUCUGCCCGUGGAAAGAUCAUCGAAGCUUUGAACGAAUCCUUGACGGCCAACACCACCCAGAAGUGUGAAAUCAUUGCCAAAGUCCAGGAACUGAUAAUUCACUCGGAUGCCGAGCUGCUGUUAGAGUUUUUGGAUAAUAUACUGGCAUUUGCACAUGACUCCAACCAGGAGGUGCGAAAGUCGGUUGCCGGAUUCAUCGAAGAAGUUUGCAAAUCCAACAUUAGCUUGCUCCCUAAAGUGGUUCACAUAUUGUUCGCUCUGCUGAGGGACACGGCUCCGAGUGUGACCAAAAGAGUGAUUCAAGGAUGUGGUGCGAUCUACAAACAGGCCUUGCAAUGGAUCUGCUCUCUGUCGGAUAUUACGGAGGAAGUUGAGCAAGCCUGGAACACGUUGUGUCUGAUCAAGGCCUCGAUUUUGGAUAUGAUUGAUAACGAUAAUGACGGCAUUCGGACGAAUGCAAUUAAGUUCCUUGAAGGAGUGGUCAUUCUGCAGACGUACCCAGAUGAAGACAGCAUGAAACGGGAGAACGAUUUCUCCCUGGAGAAUAUUCCGUUGACGUUGAAAAUUGCUCGAAGGCGAAAACUGGAAGACGAAGCUGGCCACAUUUUUGAGUUGCUGAUUCAGUUUCAUGCCGCUUCUUAUAUUUCUCUUGUGAAUCUUAUCGCUUGUACGGGUACGCUCUGUAUCAUAGCCAAGAUGCGUCCGUCCAUGAUGAAUCAAGUAGUGGAAGCUCUAUCGAAUCUACACUCAAACUUGCCACCAACACUGUCGAAUUCUCAGGUGAGCUCUUUACGGAAGAAAUUGAAAAUGGAGUUCUUGAACCUGCUGAAACACCCGGCUUGCUACGAGCAUCAAACCACCAUCGUUCAAAUUCUGCAGGAUCUCGGCGCCUCAAACAGUGAAAUCGGUCGAGCAAUUCCGAAGCUUGAUAAACGUGAACAGCAGCGUCGAGCCAAGCGAGCGCGGGACAGCUCAAUGUCUUCUCAGUUGGCAGCAAAGAAAGCGAAAUUGAGCGAACAUAUGCGUCGUGAGAAGGAGCGUUCGGCUGCUGCUGCCGCUGCAGUAUCUUCGGAACCACGUCAAAUGGAAAUCGAUUACGACGAAUUGAACGAACAGAAGGCCCGAUCCAAUGUCCUGAACGAACAGUUCUUGAACGACAAUCUUAAAAAAGUUGAAGUUGUUGCCCAGUUGGUGUUGAACAAUUUGACCAAGCUGCCGCCGGAACCUCCGCAGCAAUUCGCGCAGAAUUACUCUUCGAUGCCGGCCAACACCACCGUCCCGCAGCAAAUUCAGAAGAUCGCCCAAGUUUUCGCACAACAGAUGACCGACGUACGGGUUGGGCCAGGUUCGUCUGCCAUGACUAAGGAACCACCGAUGAGACCGAAGAUCAGCGACGAUGAAGAGCGGAGUAUCAUUCAGGGUCGACGUCGAGAGUUGGAUAUGGAAAGCUUAGCCGAUGAGGAUCCCGAUUUGGAUGAUGCAGAGCUUGAUAGACUUCCGGAAGAAGAACGAAAGCGCGCCGAAAACACCAGAAAGCUUCGGGAAACGUUGGAGCGUGUCAAAGGAGGUGAACCGAAACUUAAGCAAAGAGUUAAGGCCUUCGGUCUUCAGGACAUUACCAAGCCGCAGACCACGAAUAUGAAGCACAAAUUCCUGCUCGAUGCUGUGAGCAGAAUACUCAAAGCGGAGAAGCAAGCCCUCAGUGGUGGAGCAGCAUUUAAACGUAGACGUAUUAUAACCGUGUUCGGAUCUUGUUUCAUGCCUUCGGUAAGGGAUGUCAUUCUACAGUUCAUCUACGAGGACAUCAAGAAGCGGAUGGAUUUGGCUUUUUCGUGGAUUUUCGAAGAGUACAGUUUGCUGCAGGGCUACACUCGUCAUACCUAUGUCAAGUCAGAAAUGAAACCCGAUUUCCCGUAUACACAGUUAAUGCUGAACCUGUUGACCAACAUCAUGGAGCGACAGGAUUUGCGAGAGAAAGAUUCAUUGUUGAAAAGCAUUUAUUUGGAAGCACCGUUGCUUCCAGAUGAGAUAAUCAGUCUGUUGAACCACAUGUGUCAGCUGGAAGAACUAGCAGACUGCGGUAUGCAAAUAGCGAAAGAUCUGCUCAUCAGAAGGCCACCCAAGGAAAAAGUAUAUUUGGAUAUUCUCUUCAAAUACUCCGUCUAUGAAAAUAGCAUAAUUCGCGAAAAAGCCAUCCACUAUUUAUUGCACAUUUAUUCGUUGCAUCGAAUCUUAACCGACGAAAUGGAGACACGAUCACUGCAGUGGCUCGGAUAUUUGGAACACGAAAACCCACCGGAAGAUGUGUUCGCCUUUGAACUGGGCCGUGCGGAGAUGCCAAGAGUAUGGACCGACGAGCUGGCGAAAACCUGCUUGGGUCUGUUCUUGGAGAUUCUGGUGUACAAUCAGGAAAUGAUUCAUAGAUUGUCGGAUGUUUACACCAAAGCCACAUCCGACAUGAAACGUGCGAUGCUGAGAGCAAUCGAGGCACCGGUUCGCAAAAUUGGUGCCGAGAGCGAGGAACUGCUCAAACUGAUCGAAAACUGCCCGAAGGGAUCGGAAACCAUUAUCACUAGGAUUAUUUACAUUCUAACAGAAAAAUCACUUCCGACGCAGGAACUCGUCAACCGAGUUCGUACUUUGCACCAGACUAAGGUAUCUGACGUUCGUCUGUUAAUCCCAGUUAUUAACGGUCUUACCAAGAAGGAAAUUCUGGCCGCCCUACCUAAACUUAUCAAGUUGAAUCCAGUUGUUGUGAAGGAGGUGUUCAAUCGAUUACUGGGCGUCGGUUCCGAGUACAGUAGUGCUGAUCUCCCUAUCACUCCUACGGAACUGCUUGUGGCUCUACACACUAUCGAUACCAGCAAAGUCGAACUGAAGUGGGUUGUCAAAGCUACAUCCCUUUGUUUGGCGGAAAAGGAAACCUACACCCACGACAUUCUGGGCAGUGUGAUUCUGCAGCUAGUGGAGAUCAUACCUCUGCCGACGUUGCUCAUGCGAACCGUAAUUCAAUCGCUGACACUUCACCCAAGAUUGGCAGGAUUCGUCACAAAUCUGCUGCAACGUCUCAUCAUGAAACAAGUCUGGAAACAAAAAGUUGUCUGGGACGGUUUCCUCAAGUGUGCCCAACGGUUGACACCUCAGAGUUUGGGCAUUUUGAUUCAGCUCCCCACGGUACAGCUGCAAGAUGCUUUGAAUAUUUGCCCAGAAUUCAGGGAACCGAUGCUGGAGCAUGCCCGAGAAAUUAUGGAACAUCAAAUUGGCCACGUUUCGCAAGAUCGCAUGGAUGUUUUAUUGGGUAUUUCUCCUCACACGCCAUCCGAGAGAACGGAGCUACAAGUUGUUGCCAACUUUAACGAAGAAAUUCCAACGACCACCCAUAUGCCUGUGAUAAUCAAACAGGAAAAGGACGUAGAACGUCCGGAACCAGCUCCCCCUGGAAUGGAUUAAACGUAGCAGCGCUUGUUGUUAUUUUGUAUGGUUGCAAAUACUUGAAUUGAAAUUACGGUAAUAAAGUACAAUUUUGUGUAUUGAACACGGA